AUGUCUGAGCUAAUAUCUACCAACAGACGCACAUAUGUACAGUCGACAUCAUCUGCGCAGGUACAAUGCAAGUUUUGUCAGGAAUCUUUCUCUACUCGUGGCAUCAAGUCCCACGAGGGGAGCUGUUCACGGAAGCGGGAGAAGAAAUGGCGCAACAAGGAGUUUGCUGAGGCUGCAGCUCAGGUACUUGAGACCCAAAAGAAAGCGGAUGAUCAGCACAUCAAUGACACAACAAAUGUUGAAUAUGUUGAUAACACUUUGCAUGAUGACGUGGUGUAUGGCACUGCUGACGAUAUUAUGAGUAUUGGGGGAGAUUCAAGACUACGAUCAGGCUCGGACACAAGCAUGUCGACAAGUAUAAUUGGGUCUGUAGCAGCAACUGCAGUCCCUAUCACUUCUGACACGUUCAAAACUGAGUAUCACCCAAACAGUGGACAUGCCCCAACCAUUGAGACCUUCUCGACCUUUGGACAGUCCAUCAAGGCAGAGGCUAGCUCCCCACCCAUCGUCGAUAAUAAACCAUGGGAACCUUUUACUUGUCGCGCAGAUUUUGAGUUCGCGGAACUCACGCACAAAGCAGCACUCAAUAAGGAUCAAACAGACAAGAUGCUGCAGUUGAUAUGGCAGAUCGCCAAGGGUCAUGCAAAGUUCACGUUCAGAUCUCAUGCUGAAGUGUCCAAAGCUUGGGAUCAAGCAGCCACCCAGAUGACGCCUUUUGAGAAGCAUGUCAUCUCGGUCCCAUACAAGAAAGAGGAACUAGAAUUUGAUGUACAUACACAGCCGCUGUGGGAUUGGGCUUUGGACUUGCUGCAAGAUCCAUUGCUAGCGCCACACUUUGUUUGGGAUGUGCAGUGUCUAUACAAACAUGAUGGUAUCGAUUUCAAACAGUUUAUUUAUGAACCUUGGACUGCAGAUCAGUGGUGGCAAAUUCAAUCAUCAUUGCCGAACAAUGGUGUUCCGUUUGCUUUCAUCCUCUACGCUGACAAAACCCAUUUCACCGUGUCUGGGCAUGUGAAGGCAUACCCAGUAAUAGCCCGCUGCGCGAAUCUUCCUGUUCACAUAAGAAAUGGUGACGGAAUUGGAGGAGGCCGUGUGGUCGGCUGGCUACCAAUUGUUCCUACAGAUUCUAACAAUGAUGGCAAGCUCAGCUAUACGAAUCUUAAACGUGUCAUCUGGCACAAGGCGUUUAUCAAGUUGUUGGAGUCCAUUAUCCUGUGCUCCAAAACAGGUUUUGCACACAAAUGUUUCAAUACCACCAUGUGGUGGUUAUACCCACUAAUUCUACUUCUGUCUGCAGAUUAUGAAGAACAAUGUGUGAUGGCGCUAAUACAUGGGCUGAAUUCAAAUUGUCCCUGCCCUGUCUGUCUCAUUCCCUCGACCAAACUUACUGAUCUCAGAACAGCAUAUCCUACUCGAACCGUUGAGGACACGAAAGCUUUCCUAGAGUUAUAUUCAAGGGACCGCGUUGCUGGAGAAGCAGUACUGAAGGUAUACGGUUUACGUCCUAUUGCAAAUGCGCUCUGGGAGGUUGAGAACUCCGAUCCUCAUGAGACUCUCUCAUUUGAUCCUUUACAUGUAAAUGACCUCGGUAACUGGGGCGCCCACCUUUUUGAGGAGCUCAAAACCCGCGUGAAGGCUCUUGGUCGUGAAGCUGAGGCGAAGAUCGAUGAACAGUUCAACACAUUUCCACGAUGGUGUGACUUGAACCAUUUCAAGUCUGUCAUAACGAUAUCGUUUAGCGACGGCAACAAACUUAGGGAUAUUGCUAAGCAAAUGCUGUAUGCAGCGCAAAAUGUAUUGAUGCGCAAUGAAGAUCCUGUUGGCUAUGCACUGUUGCAGUGUAUAGCUAGCUACCUGCAACUGACCAUGUACAUAGCGCUUGAUGUACACACUGAAGCCACACUUGCUGCAGGAGAAGCAAAGCUCCUAGCAUAUAUCGACCUCCAGGGUGAAGAUUUGACCAAGAACUGGAAUUUUCCCAAGAUGCACGCUCUGAUAUAUGCUUUCCCUGACAUCCGCAUGAAAGGAGCAGCACACAAUUUCACAUACCUGCGUCAAACAAACCGUAAGGAUGUCGCCAAUCAGGUCCUCAAGCUUGAUUAUAUCAGUCUGGUUUCUGAACUGAUCCAGAGUCGUAUUUCCCAGCUCGAUGAAGAUCAGCGUAGACGCACAAUGUCUGAGGGAGAACUUGAAGAUGAGGAUACACUAGAUGAUCAACCGUUCUCAGGUCAUCUCCACAUCGGUGCUCCUCAAAUUCCUGUCAGUCUUGCUGCAGUGGAGGAAGGCAACACAUCAAAUCGCACAUUUCAGGAUUUCCGAAAGAAGUUCGCAAAGUUCCUGAAUAAUUUCUUUGUUUCAAACAACAUUCCUUUGGCCGAUGGCAUUACAUGGUUACGGCCUACAGCUAAUGACAAGCUCCAAGAACAUCGCUACCUCAAGGUAAACUAUGAGUCUACUGUCGAUUGGAAACUGGCUACCGACUAUCUCCGAUGUAAUCCAAGUUUCCACAGGUGUGAACAUUGUGAUUGUGCCUUGAUCCGCACCCUUGACAAAGACGGGAACAACAAGAAUAUCUUUGUCCGGAUAUUGUUUAUGUUCAAGUUUACAGUCAGCAAUCAUGCUCUCGAACUCACAUUAGUCUUACCUAUGGAUGCUCCCACUGGUUCAAGACGCAGCGUGGACCGUGAUCUAGGGCUAACUCGUCUUCGGGCACGCCCUCUAGCUUCAUCCGAAUUCAUUUCCCUACAAUAUAUCAUUUGCGGCGCGUCACUUGUACCAGACUAUGAUCGGGAUGGUGACUUUUUCCUUGUCGAUCUUGUUGAUAUGGACAUGUUCCUCCGUACAAAAGGUUUGAGGUCCUCCUAG
Suillus subalutaceus is the source of this 2865-nucleotide messenger RNA. RefSeq lists its product as uncharacterized. The transcript is spliced from 14 exons. The coding region runs from base 1 to 2865 and encodes 954 amino acids. The record is from RefSeq and is a predicted model, not a curated record. NCBI's taxonomy places the organism in Eukaryota, Fungi, Basidiomycota, Agaricomycetes, Boletales, Suillaceae.